Tetranychus urticae (two-spotted spider mite) is the source of this 2672-nucleotide messenger RNA. Its product is annotated as ionotropic receptor coreceptor Ir25a-like. Gene Ontology annotation, cellular component: membrane. Lineage: Eukaryota; Metazoa; Arthropoda; Arachnida; Trombidiformes; Tetranychidae. Gene Ontology annotation, molecular function: ligand-gated monoatomic ion channel activity; signaling receptor activity. The record is from RefSeq and is a predicted model, not a curated record. Gene Ontology annotation, biological process: monoatomic ion transport.
UAAUCAGUUGAAAUUAUUUGCACGAAACAUGGCGGUUCCAAUGAUAACCGUUUCAUCGUCAACAUGUGAUCCAGAGUCAGCUUGGGUUAAUCUCAACCAAUGGGAAGCUAAACAUUUGAUUAAUUUUAUAUCACCAGUAACAAUUUUCCUGAGAUCAGUAAUAGACGUAGUAAAUCACUUGCAAAUUAAAAAUGGUCAGAUUUAUAUUGAACAAGAAUUAGCUUUUUAUUUACCCUGUUUAAUUAGUGAACCGUCCCUUGUUAACUUUACUUUCCGUACGCUUGAAAUUAAUGAUGAUACCAAAGGAAUCAAAAUUCAACAGUUGAUUCAACUAAUUGGUUCUUCUGUUAAACAAAAGGUUGUCAACUUUAUUGGUGUGGGCCGAUCAUCGUUCGUCAAUAAGUUAAUUGAAACGUUUCGCCAAAACAACUUAUUCAGACAUCCGUUUAAGUUAAUUGUCCUAUCAAAAGACGAGGAUAAAAUAAAAUGCUUCUUGUGCAAACAUGGACAACUUAUAGCUGGUCAACCCUUGUUUUUACCAAGUAGUGAUUAUGAUGAGCCACCAUUAUCAGCUCAUUUCCAUCCAACCAAGUUGCCUGCUAAAGAUGUUUUUGAAUUUUAUUAUUACCAUGAUCUGAUUCAUCUUUUAUUGCAAUCAGUCAAUUCAAUUUCAGAUCAACUCAACGCUACAAUCAAUGGCACAUUUUCAUCUUUAUCAACAAAACAAAGCGAACUAAGUUGCUGGACAAAUCAGUCAUCUUCUGACAAUUUGAAAAAGUUGAUAACUAUUCCAUUUGCAGAAUCUUUGGAAAAUUAUGGCGAAGAAAAUUAUGGUAAACUUGGACCCUUUAAAUUAACUAAAGUCCAUUCUAAUGACAAUUCAAUAACUGGUUAUCAAGAAAUUUCAAUAAGAUUGAAAAGACACACAUAUUAUGCUGAUUAUUUUGACCGCGAAUCUAUUGGGGAAUGGGAAGCUGGAUUGCCGAAUGGACGAAUUUACUAUACCGCUAGACAAUCUGAAGAUAGUGACGCGAGUGAUUCAGCGAGAGUUAAGAUUGCUGUUUUUCUGACGCCACCAUACUUAACCAAACGGAUGAAUGGCAGUGAAAUUAUAUAUGAGGGUUUCUUGAUUGAACUAUUUGAUGAAAUCAGACAUUUAUUAGGUGAUAAAUUUCCUGCCUAUGAGUUGGUAGAGAUCACCGAAACUGCUAUUGGAUUGAUGGAAAUAAAUUUAGAAGAAGAAGAAGCGGAAGAAGGAAAUUCUGAUAUAGUUUUUUCAGGAUUAAUCAAUGAAAUAAUUCAAGGAACUUAUGAGAUGGCAUUAGCUCUGACUGAAGUGACCGAAGACCGUACCAUUGGAGUCGAUUUCAGUCAACCUAUUUUCGAUUUGAUUGGAUUCUCGAUAUUAAUGAAAAGACCAAUUAGAGAGUCACAUGAAUGGAAAUUCAUAACCGUACUGGAAUGGGAUGUUUGGCUAUGUAUUUCAGCUGCAUAUCUAUUCACAUCGAUUUUAUUGUCCAUCUUUGAUCGAUUCUCACCUUACAGUUUUAGAAACAGGCCUGAAAAAUUUGAACAUGAGAGUGAGGAAUGUAAAAGAAUCUUUACCUUAAAAGAAUCACUUUGGUUUUGUUUCAUCUCAUUAACACCUCAAGGAGGAGGUGAUGCACCCAAAUGUAUCUCUGGACGAUUGGUUGCCGCCAUUUGGUGGCUCUUUGGAUUCAUCUUUGUGGCCUCUUACACGGCCAAUUUGGCUGCUUUCUUGACCGUUUCAAGACUGGAAAACCGUGUCGACUCCAUGGAUGGUCUCUCAAAACAGUAUAAAAUUAGAUAUGCACCUAUCGAUAAAUCAGCUGCUGAUGGUUAUUUCACCAAAAUGGCCUACAUUGAAGAUAAAUAUUACGAUAUUUGGAAAAAUUUGUCACUCGAUGAUAGUAUUGAUGAAGAUGAGCGAGCUAAUUUAGCAGUCUGGGAAUAUCCAGUUAGUGAUAAAUACACCAAAAUCAAGGCUCAAAUUGUUGAAGCAAAAAAGCCGUACUCUUUAGAAGAAGGAUUUCGUCGUGUUCGAGAAUCUGUAAGCGCUAGCGAAGGAUUUGCUUUAAUAUCUACUUCUUUGGACGUUGAAUAUUUCUCGUACCUUCACUGUGAUGUUUACAAAGCUGAACAGGAUUUCGCUUUCCAUCCAAUCGCUUUACCAAUAUCAAAGAAUUCACCCAACAAUUUAAAAGAAUUGAUAGAUCCUAUUAUUCUUGAACUUAAAGAAAAUGGUUUCAUUGCUUCGCUCAGAACCAAAUAUUGGGAAAACAAUCCAGAACGUAAAUCUUGUCCUGAUUGGCGAAAACUAUCCAAUGGAUUAAUUCUUGCUGAUACAUGGGGAAUGUUUCUUAUAAUCGGGAUUGGCUUAAUCUGCACACUAAUUGUUAUCAGUAUAGAAAAUUGUAUAAUUAUUGCAAUGAGAAAGAAAAAGUCAACCGUCAAAACGAAAAAAGAAUUGAUCAAAAAAUUCUACUGACCAAAUAUUCCUUCUCCUAAUUUAUCGUCUAUUGAUUACUCUUAAUGUUAAAUUUCAAUUAGAUAGCAAUGAAAGAGAUUCAACAAAAGUAGAGUUUGCAGUAUAAAUUUGUAAAUGAGUGUUGAAUUAUUUUAAAACAAAAUAAAGUGUUUAAGUUUCCGUU